GUAUGGGAAGGGCGUGGUUACCCCGCGCAUCCUCUCCAGCCUUUAUUUUUUGUUAACCCCGCCCACACGUGAUCAUAUGGGCGUGACGUCACCGCAGGUCCUCAACCCCCUGUGUGCUGUGGACUGUGCGGGGGAUGCCUGCGGACACAAAGUGCUAGCGGUUAGAGAUCUCUGCCGUUUUCUUCGGAGCGCACACUACAUAUAAGUGCUAAGGUGUUUUCACAGCAGAAGUUCCUUUUCCUAAACUAAUGGAUGAUUUUAUACACUAAUAGGACAAUUUAAGUUGGAAUAAUGCCUAGCUGUUUGGUGAACCAGUGUGUUAGCAAAACCGGAAAAAAGGGCCAGAAUGGACAGGUGAUCCUGCACUCCUUCCCAAAGGACAUCUCCAGAAUAAAGUUAUGGCUGCAGCAGACCGGUCAAGUCUUCAACAAUAUAAACGCUCUGGCCCAGAAGAUAUUGGAUGAAAACAAACAAAACCGAUACCGUCUGUGCUCCUGCCACUUCGCCCCCGAUUCCUACAUCAUCAACGUCUGUGGAAGAACUUUGAAAGCCGACGCCAUACCUUCCAUUUUCCCAAUUGUCAACGAAGGAGAGUGCAUCAUCGAAGAAAACUUGAAAAAAGACCGCGUGAGAAAACGGAAGAGACGCUUCGACUCGUACGUUCCGGUCUUCCAAACCUAUGAACCUGAAACCGAACCUGAACCGGAAGCUGAAGCCGAACCUGAAUCUGAAAUGGAAGACAUAAAGCCUCAGGAUAUACAAUUGGUAAAAAUUGGAUUUUGCGACAUCGGAACCCAAACAGAUUACACACUUACAAAUUCAAUUCUUGUUUUGAAGGAUCUGAUGAUCUGGACAGACCGUUCGCUUAUUCAGUAAUCGCGUACUCCUGUUAAAGGGGUGUCCAGGAAUAGAAAAAACAGAGCAGAUUUCUUUUUAAAAAAAAACAGCACCACUCCUGUCCUCAG
Molecule: messenger RNA, 965 nt
Organism: Hyla sarda
Lineage: Eukaryota; Metazoa; Chordata; Amphibia; Anura; Hylidae
Product: THAP domain-containing protein 5-like
Exons: 4
Coding region: 292-876 (194 amino acids)
Source: RefSeq, a predicted model, not a curated record